Messenger RNA from Trichoplusia ni (cabbage looper), 1553 nucleotides. RefSeq names its product zinc finger protein 490-like. Gene Ontology annotation, cellular component: nucleus. The coding region runs from base 153 to 1553 and encodes 466 amino acids. Gene Ontology annotation, biological process: regulation of transcription by RNA polymerase II. The transcript is spliced from 11 exons. NCBI's taxonomy places the organism in Eukaryota, Metazoa, Arthropoda, Insecta, Lepidoptera, Noctuidae. Gene Ontology annotation, molecular function: zinc ion binding; RNA polymerase II cis-regulatory region sequence-specific DNA binding; DNA-binding transcription factor activity. The record is from RefSeq and is a predicted model, not a curated record.
GAACGGAAGAAGCCUUUGCCGCCGUUUGACAAUAAUAUGUAGUGGUUAUGUUGGUAUCAAUGUCAAAUGUUCAAACUUCCGGUUUGAGAAAACGCUGCAUUUUGUUGAGUUUUUAGCUUUACUUGCAAUAAUUACACUGUUUCUACUACAAAAUGGAUUGGCAAUUAACAUGUCGGGUGUGUUUAGAAACCGGUGACAUGGUUUCUCUCUUUGAUUGGGACGAAAAUAACGAACAACUUGGCGACAAGUACACCUACUGUUGCGGCGUGGAGGUGUCCAAAAAUGAUAGUUUACCGACGCUAAUAUGUCUGAAUUGCGUGGAUAAGCUUACUUACGCCUAUCUAUUCAAGCAGCAGUGUCUUACAUCUAACGAUACGUUGAAAGAAUGUUUGGAAGAGUUCAAGAAGAGUUCGGAAACUGUGUCUGCGGGGCAUUCAUCAAAAGUUGGCAAAGAGACAGAAACUAUAACUAUAAAGCAGGAGAAUGGGUUGUUGCUGCAGUAUGAGUUGCCUGUGGAACAUGACCCUCAGGGUCAAUGGACCCGCACUCUUGUCAAGACUCCUAGCAGUGCCGUAGUGACUAAAGCUCCUGGACCAAGAAAAAGAGGCCGGCCUAGGAAGUAUCCUAAUGAACAAGGACAGAUAGAACUGUCUCCCUAUCAGCGCAAGAAACCAAAGAGUCAGGAGAAGGAGCCGGAAGCCCUAACAACAUUACUUGCCACCGGCUCUUUGGAUUUAAAGCAAGAGCCAGAGGAUGCUGAGGAUGAGGCGUUUGGUCAUGAUGGAUAUGGAAACCCAGAUGACGAUCCUGAUUUUGAACCAGCUGGUGAAGAUCCUGAAUCAGAACCAGAAAGCAAAGAAACUGCACCUCCACCACGCAAACGCGGCAGGCCUCGCAAAACGCCUCUGAUACCUAAGAAACAGCCAAAGUCAGAGGAUGGUGAGGACAUGCUGCUCAAGGAGACCAUCCUGGCCUUCUCCGAGCCAAUCCCUGAGCACAUCCUAAACCCUAAGCCUAAGAAGAAGUACCAGACUAAGAAGAAAUAUAUCUAUGAGAAGACGCACACUUGUGAAACAUGCGGCGCUUCCUUUACCUCCAAUGCGUCCUUACAGGCUCACAUCCGACGUCAUUUAGGAAUCAAACCAUUUGUCUGCAGCGUUUGCGGGUACGCGUGCGUUCUGAACAUGGAGUUGCGUCGCCACAUGAUGCGGCACACGGGCGUGCGGCCCUACAAGUGCCGCGUCUGUGACCGCCGCUUCGGGGACUUCGGCAGUCGCCAGAAGCAUGAGAGGUUACACAUGGGCGUUCGUCCAUACCAGUGCUCUUUGUGUGGCAAGUCGUUCACGUACUCCUACGUGCUCGCUAACCACAUGCUGACACACACAGGAGAAAAGAAAUACUCAUGCGGUCCUUGCAACAAGAAGUUCACGAAAGCCCACCACUUGAAGUACCACAACAAGGUGCACCACAAGGAGCUGUACCUGCAGCAGCAGCUGGAGCUGGAGGCCAAGAAGAUGCGCCAGCAGAUCAACGUCACCGGAAAGAGAAAUUAG